This is a messenger RNA of Didymodactylos carnosus, 891 nucleotides long. The record is from the annotation of a GenBank genome assembly. Lineage: Eukaryota; Metazoa; Rotifera; Eurotatoria; Philodinida; Philodinidae.
AUGGGUGGAUCUUUUUCACAAAUACGGGAAUCUCGCACGAAACGCGAAUCUUUACACGAAGCAAUACGUCGUAAAGAUGUUAAAAAAGUAAAACAAAUUAUUUACAGUAACGAUCUUGAUGUCAAAAAUGAUUUUAAAUCGUUGGAAUUAGCAACAUUAUAUAAUCUUACAGAAAUUGUUGAAUUGUUAUUAAAUCGUGGGUGCAUUCCGAGCGAUAAACGCACAGCAAGAGCAUUCGACUUAGCGGUGUGGAAAUGUCACAAAGAUAUUGCAACAAUGUUUUUGAAAGCGGGUAUUGAAUACAAGGGUCGUAAUCAAUACAACGAAACAAUUCUAUAUGUUGCGGCAUGUGGAAAUAAUUCGACAUUAACUGAAAUUUUGAUUGAAGGUGGCUGUGAUUUGAAUGAAUGUACUCGAUCAUGGACCGCGUUACAUGUUGCUGCUGCUAGAAAUCAUGAUGAUGUAUUACGUGUAUUGGUCAAACAUGGCUGUGAUCUAAAUAUCCGAGAUCGUGAUGGGUUUAAUGCAUUAAUGCUAGCAGUUUUAAAUGAGAAUUUAAAAAAUAUUAAAUUACUGGUUUUAUGUGGUUGUUCAAUAAAAUUAGAUGAACUAUAUUCGACACCUUGUUUAGCUAAACAGUUAAUGAAAUAUCCAGAAAUUGAACGAAUUUUAUGGCAAGAGGUAUCACGUGUUAAAGAUUUGAAAGAGUUGUGUCGACAAAAAAUGAGAAAUGCAUUAAGUCAACGAUUAUGGCGAAAAGUAAAUUUUUUAAAUUUACCAAAAACAUUAAAAGAUUAUGUAGCAUUAAAAGAUUUGUUCAUGUCAUUUGAACAACAACAACCGUCAGUUUUACGUUCACCAACAACUGAAAUUCAAAAAUUGGAAGAAUGA